AUGUCUAGAGACAGCACCUCCUGGGAUUGUCUCCCUCCCGAGAUUCGAAACGAGAUCAUUGGUCUCCUGCCAGUUCUCGGCGGGAGGUGCAGCCAACUUGCGCCUGUUUCCCGAGAAUGGCAAUCGGUUAUCGAGCCGGUCAACUUUGCCGAGAUCAGCCUGACGAUUCGCUAUAUCUGGUUUCGCGUGGAACUGAAGCAGUACGAUUGCAGCCAAUGCGCUAACACUGACCCCGACCGUUGGGGCUUGGACAAUAUCGACAACCAAUUCAUCGCGGAUGCAUUUGAAAGCUUAUUCACGACACUCAGCACAUGGGAGCCUCGCGGUGACUUGGUCCUCGACAUCAGUGUUUACUCGCCCAGUGAUAACCAGCACUGGUUCAAGCACCUCACCUUCUGCUCAGACACCGAUCUAGGCGAGUUCUCGUCUCCUUGUGGUCACGAACAAGCAAGGGCCCUGAUAGAUGAUCCGGCUCAUGGCUGGGUUGCUGGGCAGCAGGUCCUUGCUCCUAAGAAGUUUGCCAUCGAACAGACAUUCGACGAGAUCAUGGGUGAGGGGCCUUUCGACAACGAGGAACCCGAGAUGCAGUGGUGGCGGCGUCUCCCCUUCGUACCAGUCGUCGGGAUUGUGCUGCUCCGCCAGCAGACACGUCGACGAUGGAAGCCGGUUGCUCUUGCCAACAUGCUCUCACGGUUUCCUAACAUGAAGGAGCUUUGUUACGAACCAUGGAUGGAGUGGGGCACCCAGACGCUGAUCGAAUCUUUUCCCAGGACAAAAUUGUGCAAGCUGACGAUAUUCUGGAACUUCAACGAGACAUAUCCAGGAAUAUAUUCCGAGGGGCUCGCUACCAGGGAGCCGAGCCCGGCCGUGAGCCGGGAACUUGCUUGCGCCAGCAUGCGACUCACAACGCUGUCCGCCUCUUUCAUGGCCGAUGCCAGACACUUCUUCGCAGCGCGUCAAGAUUCAUGGGCGUGGGAUAAGCUCACUUCUCUGGCGCUGACUUCGAGGGUCCUCACUGACGAUGCGGACACCUCGGAAAUCAACAACAUGCUUCAAGACGCCGCUAUGGCGGCACUCAAGAUGCCCAGACUUGACACGAUGGAGCUGUGGAACGGCAGACGGGGUGUGGCGAUGCUCUUUCGCUACGAGAGGGCUCGAGAUGGGCAGUCGGCCACCAUCACGGUACGGGGGACGUGGGAGCUUGCUCUCGGGAUUGCGACCACCCAAGCUUGGAAUGUGGUCGCUCACCGGCAUUGCCAUGGCAAGGUCGUUGUACAAACCUCUUCAAUCGAUCCAGAUGUGAUCCGAUGCCACGGCGAUGCGAUCCAGCAGCUGGGACUUUUGACUGAGGUCGCCAGGCCUGUGUCGGUGCGGCAAAUCCUCACCGAACAUGAGUUUCGGACGUGA
Messenger RNA from Exophiala dermatitidis NIH/UT8656, 1407 nucleotides. RefSeq lists its product as uncharacterized. NCBI's taxonomy places the organism in Eukaryota, Fungi, Ascomycota, Eurotiomycetes, Chaetothyriales, Herpotrichiellaceae. The transcript is spliced from 3 exons. The record is from RefSeq and is a predicted model, not a curated record. The coding region runs from base 1 to 1407 and encodes 468 amino acids.